This is a messenger RNA of Betta splendens (Siamese fighting fish), 1944 nucleotides long. RefSeq names its product C-type mannose receptor 2-like. NCBI's taxonomy places the organism in Eukaryota, Metazoa, Chordata, Actinopteri, Anabantiformes, Osphronemidae. The transcript has 5 exons. The coding region runs from base 761 to 1807 and encodes 348 amino acids. The record is from RefSeq and is a predicted model, not a curated record.
UCAGUCAUAAUCUGAAUUCAGUUAACAUGUUUUCCUGUGUCCUUAGCCAAACAUCUCUUUUACAUGUCCUCACCACAUAAACCAGGAAACUCAGCUUUUAGUCAAAUUCACAAGGAAGCUACUCUUCAAACAUGAGGAAACAUUGGUUGCAGUCACUCUAUAAUGACCUCUUUAACCUUCAAAUAAAUAUUCAGGUUGCUGCAAGAAAACUGUUCACCAUUGUAUAUACACUUGUAUAAAAAGGUUUACAGUAUCUUAUUUUACAUUACUCAUAUUACUGUAACAAACAAUUAUAUCAAUAUUCAGUAUAACUUUUCAUUUGCACUGGUUCUGAUCAUUUACCUUUUAGUUUAUCACAAAAAUGUAACCAAAUUCUAAUUUUAUUGAAAAUCUUAAGGCAUAAAAACACACAUCAACUAAAAUGACCCUAGGCAAACUCUUUAUUUAUUCUAUUAGUCAUAAUAAUGUAAAUGUCAUAAUGUUUAACUGGAUGUGAUGUUUUUUUGUUAUUGCUUGUUAUUUGUUUGCCGUUUUUAUGCUUCAGAAGUAGUUUGAGUAUACUGAUCAUUGAAAUGCAACUGUAGGACACUUUGUUUUAGCUGAUAAUUAUUUAGUUUGAGAGAGAUGAAAAAGAGUCAACAACAUUGAAUCUGAACGACGUGUUGAAAAGAAUCAUUUACAUAAAGUUAUACCAAUGAAACACAAACACAGCUGGUGGUCAUGACUAUAUAAAGCUUCCUUCUACCAUCAGUAGGUCAGUAUGUUGAUGAGGACGAUGAUGGACACAACCUUACUGAAAGUGUUUUAUCUCUCAGGGUGGUUCAUCUUCUCCUCAGGUCUUUACCAUGAGUAUCACUUUGUUAAUACAAAUUUGACCUGGAGUCAGGCUCUGACCUACUGCAGAACCACAUACACAGACCUGGCAACCAUUGAAACCAUCACUGAAAUGAAUCAAGUUAUUAACAUUUCCUCUAGCAGCAACUCCCAGGUCUGGAUUGGUCUGUACUAUGGUUAUUAUGGGCAGUGGACAUACGACAUUAGGGCCUUUACGUUAGUAGAUUGGCAGAACCAAAUUGAGAAUGGUCAGCUUUUACAGUAUUGUUUAAGUCGUAGUUUUUCAACUAAUGGAGGAUGGAGUGAUGAAAACUGUUCACUUGAACAUCCCUUUGUCUGUGUUAAUGGAACACAGGAGGUUUAUGUGAAUCAGCCUAUGGACUGGUUCACAGCCUGGAGGUACUGCAGAGAGAACUUCACUGACCUAGACUCUUAUGGUUACGUACCAUGGAAUCCCAGCUCAUGGUUGUACAACGCAUGGUACAACAACCAAAAUCUGAACAAUUUGGUGCCACCUGAUGUGCGAGUCUGGAUCGGCUUUGUUUUGCAUCCACAAAUGUACUGGUCUGAUCGCAGCAGCUCCUUAUUCAGAUACUGGGAUAACAGUACAUUCUCCUAUGGCUCUGUAUAUGCUGGCUGGCUCCGUGGUGCUGUGGAUUUGCAGAGAUCAGGAAAAUGGAGGUUACUUCCCGAUUAUGCAACGUUACCAUUUGUCUGCUAUGGCAGCCUUAAAGUUUCUACAACCACACAGGCUCCUACGGUGGAUAAGAAGAGUAUAACAGUACUUAAACUCAGACUCAGCUCCUCUGUGGAUCUGAACAAUCCUAAUGUGAGUGACAACAUUCUGAAACAGCUGCAGGACAGACUGAAGGAGAAAGGAGUGAGUGGAGUCACACUGAGGUGGAGGAAACAGCCUGAUGGGAAAAUCUUUCACAAGGAGGAAAAACCUACACAUGUGAAUGAUGGAUGUUGAGUUAGUGUGUGAUCAUUUAUACAGUUCGUUAUAUAUAAAGAAAUUGGAGAAUGUUUAGCUGUAGCUGUUGUAAAAUAGAAAAAAAAAUGUGUCUGAACAGCAAAUAUAUCUAUUUAAAUUCAUGCUUGAGAAUAAAA